AUGCCAACAGAACUCGACGCCAAAGGAAAGUUCUUUCGCGUCGCCUUGGCGUUUGCCAAGGUUGUGCUUCUCCUUGGUUGCCUCUACUUGUUCAUCUGUUCACUGGAUUUUCUAAGCAGUGCCUUCCGCCUGUUGGGAGGGAAAGCGGCAGGCGAGGCCUUCGCCUCGAAUGCAAUUCUUAGCAACCCUGUGGCUGGUCUGAUGAUUGGCGUUCUGGCAACUGUACUUGUUCAAAGUUCUUCCACCACAACUUCCAUCGUGGUCUCAAUGGUGGCCUCUCGGAGUAAGUGUUGUAUGAGUCUUGUAUGGAUAAGAUGUAAUUUAUAAGGAUGUUUUAAACCUGCAGUUACUACAAAUAUACGAUUUAAUUUGGCGUCCAGAAUUAGGCGGCCAAAAGCAAAAAUCUCAAUUGAUUUGUGAACAAUAAUUUUUGGCUCCAAUUCCUAUAUUUUGUCGCCCAUAAAGGACGCAAUACAACAUUUAACAAUUAGCCCAUGCGUCAGCGUGCGUAUGUCGAGAUAUUGAGCAUGCGGGAAGUUUGGAGAGCACGAAAGAGGGAUGCGCCGAGAGCAACUCUAGCCUCUUGAGUGCUCUCCAAACUUUGCAAGUGCUCAAUAUCUCGACAUAAGCACAGAUGAAGCAUGAACUAAUUGUCUUAUCACAUUAUCAAAGCGAUCAAUGCAGCAGUAACUCAAAUUUUUAUUAUUCUAGCGCUCGCACAAAGCAACACGUGUCUAUGUUUGCGUGACAAUAUUACCUUCCAGUUAUGUUUUUGUCUUGAAACUGACAGAAAGUUUACUCAAGUCAGUUAAGAUAACAUUAAAAAAGAUUGUAACAUCCAUAUUGAGGUGCCGGAGAACUUGUAAUUCACCGAAAAAUUCUUUUUGAAAGAAAUAACUUUGCAAAGAGUGAUUUGCACACGCCAUAGCCUACACGGCUCGCGCAGAUGACAACAACAACAACACUCAGCUUUUCCCCCUACUAUCGGUUAACAAAUUCAAAAGGUUUCUCCUAAAUUUACGUUAGAAAACACAUGGUUAACGCUUUAUCGUGUACUGUUGAGUUAUGGAUGCACUUGAGAGACGUCUUUGGAGGAUUGCUAAGCUCACAAGUACGCAAAAGAACUCGAGGUAUAGUUUAUUGACGUCAUCAGCGUGCUCAAUGGGAAUAUGACGCACACAAAAAAAUGCUCAUAGUGUUUAACUUUUGCCCAAAACAUAAUCGUGGAAAAUCAUUUGGUGGGGGCUGUAAAUUGUAGUUUGGGCUAACGAAAAUGUCUCAAAUGUGCCAACCCUAUCUGUCAAUCCUUCAUAGCGUACACACCCACCCGGCCUGAACCGGAGUGAUUAGUUUAAGAAACGGACUUCAAGUCAGAAGUCUAACUUUCCCUUUAUCCCAACCUUAGGUCACCCUGUUUGCCCUUAUUACUGAGAGCCUAAGCAACGACGACCACGGCGACAAUCGCGUCCAUUUGGACCCGCUCAAUUUGACAAAUGUAGGCGACUUUUCCUGGAGUCGAAUUUUUAACGAAUUGUAUCAUGUUCAAAAUGACAAAGGAAAAUUUGUCGUCGUAUGCUCACGUCCUCCAUGGAACGUCGCACGAGGAGUUUUUACGUCGUAGUCGUGCAGUGGAUGUCAAAGAAAUGUACUAAACAGUGUGAUGCACGUGCAGAGCUGUUGUUUUGCUUAUAAACAAUUGGUUUUUGACGUUGUUGUUGCCGUGGUCGUCCUCGUGGUUGCUUAAGCUCCCUUUCUGACUUGAAAAACUACCUUCAAAGUGUCAAUGUCGAACGUACCAUUGAAUAUCACCACGUUUUCACUUCAUCCAGAACUGCAAAAUUUAUUUUGCUAAGCAGCACGAGCUUCUAAUCUGUUAAUAAUUAUAAAAUGCAAUGAAAUCUGCAAAGCACCUAAGUGAGACAUUCCAGAGAUGACCCGGGCCAAAGUCUAUAAUUUGGAUUGAACCACCAAAUUCUUGCAGCUCAAAGCCCUCUCUAACCUGCCAUCAAACGGUCCUUCUUCACUUUCGCAGGUGUAGUCCUCUCAUUACUUUGCCGUUGAAAAUAUUGUGGUUAUAUGACGUUUGCCGUUUACAAAGACGACAAAAAGUGGAAAUGUAGUGGCUAAGGGAUUUUUUACGUCAGUGCUUCCCCUCAUGGACUCACACCGUUUCUCUGCGAGGUGCCUCCAAAAAUUCAAUUUCAAAUUCAAAUUCAAAUUCAAUUUCAAAUUCAAAGUAGAAAGACCCUUGAGGUCGUUUUCCAUUUACUUUCCAACUGGAUUAUUUGGAGACGUUUUCUUAAAUUAAUGGUAAACAACUAUAAAGUCACUUUUUCCCUUUCUGUUGCCAUGUGCUUUCUUGCUCCUUACAACUCACCAGUAUAAAAACCCUCCUUUUUGAGGAACCUUCAAAAGGUUGCCUUUUCGCUUAACCCUUUGAGCCCUAAGAGUGAUCAUCAUCACAUUUCUCCUUGUUCAGCAUCACAUUUCUCCUUGUAAUAUCAAUGCUUUGUAAAACAGAGUGGUCGUGAGAAUUACGGACAUGAUCACGCAAGAUGAAUUUGUUUGACAUUUUAUCAACUUCUCCUCACUACUUCUGUAAGAAAUGCAUCGCGUCAACAAAUGAGAAUUCAAAUUUUGAUCUUGGGGUUUAAAGGGUUAAUAAGUUCUCCUUGUCACCGUUGUUUAGUAAGUAGAGAGAAGUAAUAAAAUUGGUUUUUGACAGAAGUAUCAAGCAAAUCAUCGAGGGAUUUUAAGAUUUUGUAAACCUAGGUGGUGGUGUGACAACCGGUUUUUUGUUGACGCCCCCAUAAAGGUAAAGGUAAAGGCGCACACUAGCCAAAGGCCCAAAACGGCCGGAGCUUAUUACGGUUUCAUUAGCAUGAAGCACCUAGAAGUGUUGCUACUCCCCCCGGACGGGAUGCUAGUCCAUGGCAGGGUUUCCCCCCAACAGUUUGUCGCCAGUACCCAUUUAUACACCUGGGCCCAGUUGUUCAAAAGCCGAUUGGCGUUUAACCUGGGGUUAAAUUUAACCCUCGUUUCUUUUUCUUGUGUUCAAAAGCAUUUUCUGGGAUAAUUUUCUCUGUUGUUUUUAAAGCCUCCAAUCAUCAACUUGUAGACAAAAAGAAUUAAAACUGAAAUGCUUUUUAAGCUUUCAAAUCUGAAUUCAAAUCUCGCACUAACCCUGGGUUAUCUUAACCCAGCUUUAAACAACUCGGCCCUGGGUAAAGAGAGAGAAAGUGGAGUAAAAUUUCUCCACUAAGGAAACAACGCGACGGGCGAGGCUUAAACCCCGGAUUUCCGGAUCCGGAGUUCGAGGUGAUAAACACUCGGCCUGACGCCCCUAUAGCUAGGAACUAAAGCCAAUGCCAAGGAUAAAAGGCUAUAUUUGUAUGGGAAUUUAAAUGAAACAAACGGUGUUAAACUUGUUUAUCAAUGGUUAGAGGUGGACGAAUAACUUUUUCUUUUCAGUUCUGGAUGUUGAACCUGCCAUUCCAAUAGUGAUGGGUGCCAAUAUUGGAACAUCAGUCACCAACACCAUUGUUUCCUUAGCUCAAGCUGCCGAGCGAAACGAAUUCCGUCGUGCCUUUGCUGGAGCCACAGUUCACGAUAUCUUCAACUGGUUGUCUGUGCUGGUGUUCUUGCCUCUAGAAGUAGCCACCCGUUACUUAGCUCGGUUGACUGACAAGAUAAUUGAAGGUCUCCACCUGAAAAGAGAGAAGGGUGUCAACCAGAAGUUGCUGAAAACAAUAACAGAACCAUUUACCAAGCUCAUUAUUCAACUGGAUAAAAAAAUCAUAACGAAAAUUGCCCUUGGAGACAAAUCUCUUGAAUCAAAGUCUCUCAUCAAAAGUUGCAAGCAGAAAACUGUCAUUGAGGAGGUCAAUAAGACUGUGGAAAAUGUUACCACUGGGAGUAUAAGUUAUAAACUUGUGAACGAGUCGUCUACAACAGAUCCUUCCUGCUUCCUUUUUGCAGACACUUCACUGAGUGACACAGAAGUUGGUGUCAUAAUCCUGGUGAUAGCUAUCGCUCUUCUUUGUGUCUGUCUUAUACUAAUCGUCAAAAUCCUUCAUUCCAUGCUUCGCGGUCAGAUGGCCAAGAUUAUCAAGAAGACCGUCAACGCAGACUUCCCAGGACCAUUCAAGCAUCUCACUGGUUACUUUGCUAUCUUGGUUGGUGCUGGGUUAACAAUGUUGGUUCAGUCUAGUUCCAUCUUCACCUCUGCCCUUACGCCUCUCAUCGGUGUUGGAGUGGUAACCAUCGAACGCGCCUUUCCACUCACCUUGGGAUCAAACAUUGGAACAACCGGAACUGGCAUUUUGGCAGCCUUGGCAAGUUCCUCAAACUUGGACAAAGCUCUCCAGAUUGCUUUUUGCCAUCUGUUCUUCAAUAUCUCUGGUAUCAUUUUGUGGUAUCCAAUCCCUUACCUGCGAAAAGUCCCUAUCAAUGUUGCAAAGACCCUGGGCAACAAGACUGCGACGUACCGUUGGUUUGCCAUAGCAUACUUGGUGUUUGCUUUCUUCCUUCUUCCUGCAGCAGUCUUCGGCUUGUCGCUGGCUGGUUGGAAAAUCCUCCUUGCUGUCGCACUCCCGAUUAUUCUCCUCUUAGUGUUUAUCAUUGUUGUCAACAUCCUUCAGAGGAAACGCCCACAGAGCUUGCCCCAGGUCCUUCGUGAUUGGAAAUGGCUUCCAAAAUGUACACGGUCAUUGGAGCCUUAUGAUAGAGUGUUUACGAAGAUGGGUGAGGUAAAAAAACUCUGCUGCCGUGGCAGAAAUGGAAAGGACUAAAGUAAGGAAGAGAGGCGAAGUGGACCUUUUUUUAGUUCGAAUAGAUUUUGACGAUAAUUGACCGAUUUCCAGCGGAAAUUUAUAGCCUGAGAAAACAGCCGACAUUUCCCCACGACGCCAGCACUGGUUUCCCGCCAAAUGGCGUCUGAGGAACGAGUGCAGACAUUCCAUACUGAUGACCCUUCACUAACCAGAUCUGGGG
Molecule: messenger RNA, 4992 nt
Organism: Porites lobata
Lineage: Eukaryota; Metazoa; Cnidaria; Anthozoa; Scleractinia; Poritidae
Source: the annotation of a GenBank genome assembly